Molecule: messenger RNA, 1800 nt
Organism: Sodiomyces alkalinus F11
Lineage: Eukaryota; Fungi; Ascomycota; Sordariomycetes; Glomerellales; Plectosphaerellaceae
Product: SWR1-complex protein 4
Exons: 3
Coding region: 1-1800 (599 amino acids)
Biological process (GO): DNA repair; negative regulation of transcription by RNA polymerase II; chromatin remodeling
Cellular component (GO): Swr1 complex; NuA4 histone acetyltransferase complex
Molecular function (GO): transcription corepressor activity
Source: RefSeq, a predicted model, not a curated record
AUGACUUCCUCCGACGUCCGAGACGUACUAAAUCUCGAAGCCCACGCGGGACCCCGGCCGGCAAAGAAGCAGAAGACCCCAGCGCCGCGGCUGAGCCUAAAAGGCUUGGCUCGUGAAGUACAGAACCUGGGCGGCGACAACCCAAUCGCAAUCGUCCCUGAGGCUUCCAUAUUCAAGAAGCGGCGCAUCGCAAGCCGGAAGCCGGCUGCGAAAUGGGAACUGCGGGUGUUUCAAAACUCGGCCCGUGGCGAUGGAGGAAGUUUGAUCCUGAAGCAUUGGAGAAGGAAGACGGAUGGUCCGGGGGCUGGCGCCACUGAACCACAGGAAGGCGAACGUGUCAAGAGCGAAGAGACAAAGCGAGAACUGGAAGACUCAGCCUUUGCGAAGUUCAACGUGCGUGUUGAUGUGCCACAAUACAGCGACGACCAGUACCAGACCAACCUCGUGAAUCCCGACUGGACCAAGGACGAAACAGACUAUCUCCUAAAUCUCGUAAAGGAGUACGACUUGCGAUGGCCGAUAAUCUGGGACCGAUACGACUACGUACCCGAGGCGAUCAAUGGCGAGUCGUCGGCGGAUGGUGAUGAGAGUAAAGCAAUCAUUCCUGCACCGAAACCCCGUUCGAUGGAGGAUCUGAAAGCGCGGUACUACGAGAUUGCGGCGAAGAUGAUGGCAGCGCAAACGCCUGUCCAGUAUAUGACGAAAGAAGAGUGCGCACUACAUGAAACGAUGGCCAAAUUCAACCCGGCGCAGGAGAGGCUCCGGAAGGAGUUCGCCAUCAACGGAAUGACCAGAACCAAAGAGGAAGCCAACGAGGAGGAGUCGCUUCUUGUGGAGAUUAAACGCAUACUUCAACGCAGCGCCGUGUUCAAUGAGGAGCGUCGCGAACUGUAUAACCGACUCGACUACCCCCACACGGACCAAGAUAUCAGCUCUUUCAAGUCGAGCUCCGGCUUGCAGACGUUGCUCCAGACCAUGAUGGCCGUCGACAAGAAUAAGAAACGCAAGUCGCUGAUGGGGGCGGAUGGUGCCAGUCCAUCUGCGCCUGGGAAUAAGAAUUCUGGUGCUAAUGCCGCGUCAACACCUACUGAGAAGACCGGCGGUAAGAAGGGACAGCAACAGCAGCAGCAGCAGCAGCAGCCACAGCCACAGCCACAGCAACAGCAGCAGCAACAACAGCAACAACAGCCACAGGAACGACGCAAGCUGUCUGAGGCCGAAAAAUACAUAUAUGGCGUCUCCUACCACGAUCGUCUACCGCCGGGCCCGACAUUCCGAUAUGAGCGUAUCAACAAGCUCUUCACGAACAAGUCCGGUCAGCAGCAGAUUCGCAUUUCUAAUCUGCUCACGGAGCUCGACGUCCCCCCACGGUUGACCAUGCCGACUGCCGCAGUGACGGCCCAGUUCGAGCAGCUCAUGGGCGCCGUCAGCAGCCUUUUGGACGCACGCAAGGUCACGGAUAAGAUUGAUGCCGAGAUUAAGGUGGAGUUGGCAAAGAAGACAGAACGCGAGGAGCGGGAACGAAAAAAGAACCCUCCGAGGGGUUCUGCCGAGUCGGCAAAGGGCACGGGUGCCAACGAUACGAACCCGGAGAAGGAUGGAUCUGGCAAGGAGGCGAAGACGACGGCGAAACAAUCAGACAUCAACGAUGGGGAGUGGAAGGAAACGGCUGCUUCUGGUGAGGAUAAGGCUCAGGCCGAGAAGGCUGGCGGGAGUGAACCUAAUGGGGCAUCGCAUAAGCGAAGUGCUAGCGUCUUGAGCACUGUAAGUGACAAGAGUGCGAAGAGGCAAAGGAAAUGA